Molecule: messenger RNA, 708 nt
Organism: Peniophora sp. CBMAI 1063
Lineage: Eukaryota; Fungi; Basidiomycota; Agaricomycetes; Russulales; Peniophoraceae
Source: the annotation of a GenBank genome assembly
AUGCCUCGCGGCUACGAAUACUCUGACGAGGACGAUCACUACUCUAGCGAUGGGGAGUGUGCAAAUCCACUGUUUCUGGAAUGGGUGCAAGAGUUUCAUGCCGAGAAGGACUACCGUAGGCGCGGCGGCCCUCCGCGAGCAACUGGCUAUGAGAUGGCGAUUACUGCUAUCAGGAACUGCACUGAGAAGUACGACCACCCGCGGUACCUGCUGAAGCUGUCGGGUGUCGGCCCCACAACUGUUUCACGGCUGGAGGAAAAGCUCGAGGAGUACUGUGAAGAGGAAGGUCUUCCGAUGCCGGAGUAUGUUAAGCCCACACGCGGCCGAAAGAAGGCAGCGUCUGCCGAGAAGGACGGAGAGCAGAAGCCUGCGAAGAAACCCGUUGCCCGCAAGCGCAAGAGCACCGAGAUAGAUGACGCUGAGGACUACCCUCCGCCUAAGAAAUCUGCCGCACGUCGCCGCGGCAAGCUCAACGCGAUCGAAGCCGACGAGACGUACCCGCCGCCACGACCCGGGAAGAUAAGGCCCGAAUUCAUGCCCAAGCGGGCUGCGUUUCCAUCUGGCAUCCCUACUCUUGAGGAGAUGUACCCUAUGGUCAAGAUCACCAAGGUUGGUCCUGUCACGUUCUCGGAUGUCGACGAGUAUUCGGAAGAGGAGAAGCCCAAGCGUAAGCGCCGACUUACCGCUAAGGCGGGCAGCUCCGACUGA